Messenger RNA from Jaculus jaculus (lesser Egyptian jerboa), 906 nucleotides. RefSeq names its product SNF8 subunit of ESCRT-II (gene Snf8). The record is from RefSeq and is a predicted model, not a curated record. Gene Ontology annotation, cellular component: ESCRT II complex. Gene Ontology annotation, biological process: protein transport to vacuole involved in ubiquitin-dependent protein catabolic process via the multivesicular body sorting pathway. Bases 41 to 817 code for a protein of 258 amino acids. The transcript is spliced from 8 exons. NCBI's taxonomy places the organism in Eukaryota, Metazoa, Chordata, Mammalia, Rodentia, Dipodidae.
GGGUCCCGAGCGCCGGGCGGCCCGCGGGCCCGGGCUGGGGAUGCACCGCCGCGGGGUGGGCGCCGGCGCCAUCGCCAAGAAGAAGCUCGCCGAGGCCAAGUAUAAGGAGCGAGGGACUGUCUUGGCAGAGGACCAGCUGGCCCAGAUGUCAAAGCAGUUGGACAUGUUCAAGACCAACCUGGAGGAAUUUGCCAGCAAGCACAAACAGGAAAUCCGGAAGAAUCCCGAGUUCCGGGUGCAGUUCCAGGACAUGUGUGCGACCAUUGGGGUGGAUCCUCUGGCCUCUGGAAAAGGAUUUUGGUCUGAGAUGCUGGGUGUUGGGGACUUUUAUUAUGAGCUGGGCGUCCAGAUUAUUGAAGUGUGCCUGGCCCUGAAACACAGGAAUGGAGGUCUGAUAACACUGGAAGAGCUACAUCAACAAGUGUUGAAAGGAAGGGGCAAGUUCGCUCAGGAUGUUAGCCAAGACGACCUAAUCAGGGCCAUCAAGAAGCUAAAAGCACUGGGUACUGGCUUCGGCAUCAUCCCUGUGGGCGGCACUUACCUCAUCCAGUCUGUUCCAGCUGAGCUCAACAUGGAUCACACCGUGGUGCUGCAGCUAGCAGAGAAAAAUGGGUACGUGACUGUCAGUGAAAUCCAAGCCAGUCUCAAAUGGGAGACCGAGCGAGCGCGGCAAGUGCUGGAACACCUGCUGAAAGAAGGGCUGGCCUGGCUAGACCUGCAGGCCCCAGGGGAGGCCCACUACUGGCUACCAGCUCUCUUCACGGACCUCUACUCCCAGGAAAUCACAGCCGAGGAGGCCAGAGAAGCCCUCCCCUGACUGUGUGUGUGGGGGGAACGUGUUGACAAAUAAACGUGGACAACUUUUGUUUAUAAAAAGAGAAAAGAAGUCCAUGUUUUGCUUCCUUC